Molecule: messenger RNA, 677 nt
Organism: Sarcophilus harrisii (Tasmanian devil)
Lineage: Eukaryota; Metazoa; Chordata; Mammalia; Dasyuromorphia; Dasyuridae
Product: hypoxanthine-guanine phosphoribosyltransferase-like
Exons: 1
Coding region: 21-677 (218 amino acids)
Biological process (GO): IMP salvage; purine ribonucleoside salvage; guanine salvage
Molecular function (GO): hypoxanthine phosphoribosyltransferase activity; magnesium ion binding
Source: RefSeq, a predicted model, not a curated record
UGCCCCAGUCCCGCUUCAUCAUGGAGAACAUCAGCACCACCAUCAUGACUGCAGAUGAUGAGCCAGGCUAUGACCCGAACUUAUUUUGCAUCCCUAAACGUUAUGCUCAAGAUCUGGAAAAAGUCCUCAUUCCUUAUGGACUAAUCCUGGACAGGACUGAACGUCUGGUACAAGAAGUGAUGAAGGAGAUGAGAGACCACCACAUAGCUAUCCUCUGUGUCCUCAAGGGUGGUUACAAAUUCUUUGCUGAUUUUCUGUAUUAUAUCAAGUUAGUGAACAGGAAUAGAGAUCAAUCAAUUCCUCUGACUGUAGAUUUUAUCAGAAUGAAAAGCUAUUGCAAUGACCAGUCAACAGGGGACAUAAAAGUGAUUGGGGAAUAUGAUUUCUCCACCUUAACUGGAAAGAAUGUCCUGAUCAUUGAAGAGAUAAUUAAUACAGGGAAAACAAUUCAGACUUUGCUUUCCCUGGUCAAGCAGCAUAAUCCAAAGCAGGUGAAAGUAGCCAGCUUGUUGUUGAAAAGGACCCCACAAAGUAUGGGAUACAGACCCGACUUUGUGGGAUUUGAAAUUCCAGACCAAUUUGUUGUUGGCUAUGGCCUGGAUUACAAUGAAUUUUUCAGGGACUUAAAUCAUGUCUGUGUCAUCAGUGAGGUUGGCAAAGACAAGUACAAAGCAUGA